CUUCCUCCAAAUGUGGACGUAAAUCGAUCUCGUUAACAUCACAUAACCAUUAUUUCGUCGUGCCACAAAGUUGACUUCUCCAGUUGGCGCCACUACAUCUUCAAGCCAGGUUCGCAACAGCUCAGAUUAACCACAAUGACCCUCUCCCAGCAAGACCAAGCAAAGAAAGACUACGACAACUCAGCAAGCAUCUACAAUGACUACAGCCUCCUCCCCUCUGGCCAACUCGAAUCCCAACUCAUCAAGCUCGCACUCGGCGACUGCACGGGACUCUCAAUCCUCGACUUGGGCGGCGGAACAGGCCUGCACGCCCGCGAAGCCAUUGAUCUGGGUGCCUCCAGAGUAGACGUCGUGGACGUCUCGGGGGAGAUGCUGAAGAUUGGUCAGGAGAUUGAGCGAUCACUUGGUCGCGAGUCCGACACCACGAUGCGCUUCUUCCAAGCAGAUGUCUCCAAAUCGCUUUCUCAUCUGCCGCUGCAAGAGGGGGGGUAUGACGUCGUCAUGGGCAAUUGGAUCUUCAGCUUUGCGGACAAGAUAGAGGUGCUUGAGGCCAUGUUCCGGAACAUCGACACGUAUCUCAAGCCUGGGGGGCGGUUCGUCGGCGUGCGGGACGCGGAUCCUUGGAGCCCGGCGCUUGAGAGCGGGAAGUAUGGCGGGUCGUGUAGGUGGGUGGAGCGCAUACCGGGCGGUGUGAAGUAUUUGUGUGUGCUUCACUGUAGUCCUCCGAUUGAGUUCGAGGGAGCGUGCCUGGAGGUUAUAUACUCAGGAUCAAGUGAGGUCUACGAGAGAUUUGGACUGGUUGAUGUCAAAACGGUGUCGUAUGAGGAGGCUGAGAUAGUGCAGAAGGACCCACAGUUUUGGAACCUGUUUCUGGAGCGACCCAAUCUAGCUGUUGUGCAGGCUGCAAAAAGGAAGUGAUGGGGAGAAAGAUGUGUUUAGAUGCCUUCUGGCGGAAAUGAAUAGCUAACGGGGUCUGCCACCAGUCUAUGACGAGC
Molecule: messenger RNA, 995 nt
Organism: Phialemonium atrogriseum
Lineage: Eukaryota; Fungi; Ascomycota; Sordariomycetes; Cephalothecales; Cephalothecaceae
Product: S-adenosyl-L-methionine-dependent methyltransferase
Exons: 1
Coding region: 136-918 (260 amino acids)
Source: RefSeq, a predicted model, not a curated record